GUGGUGUUGUGUUCACUCUUUCAGGUGUUACUGAUGGAGGACGAUGAAGAUGUAAAACCUGGGGAAACAGAGCUAGUCUUGCAGACACAGCAGCUGUGUCGCUUCUUCUCCCAAGGACGGUAUUGCACUUUUGGGAAGAAGUGCAAGUUUCUACAUGUAAGCGAUGAUGUUCCAGUUGCAGCCAGGAGACCCAUUCGGUCUAAAAUCAUACACUCCAGUUCAGAGGGAUCUGGAGGCUUCAGCACCACCCCAGCCUGUGUCCGCCGUCCGUGCCGCUACUUUCUGUCAGGUUUCUGUACCAUGGAGGACAAAUGUCGUUUCUGGCAUCCACCACAGUUGCCUUCAGUGAAUGAGCCUCCGCUUCCUGGCAUUCACACAAAUCCUACAGAGAGAAAGCCUUUGGUGCCUCGUCCCAACAUCCUUCAGGAGGUCAAGUUGUGUGACCUCACAGAUGAUGUCACCAAGCAGCUCCGAGACACAGAGAUCAGGCAGAUGAAGAAACGUUUUCCCAAAGAUCAGCUGAUUGUGCAGGAAGGAGGUGAAGGUCAAGUAACUUACUACAGAGCUAAAGUGGACGCGUCAGAUCCAGACUGGCCUUUUGAUCUGAAAGAAAUCAACAUCAUGGUGAGCUUCCCAGACAGAUACCCCCAAGAGGUUUUCACAAUAGAUAUACCAUUAGACCAGGAUCUGCCACCAGUAAUGGCAAGACAUGUGCAACAAGCAUCACAGGAAUGGCUUCAGGCUAAACAUGCAACCAAUGAACUUAUGGGAAAGGUGGAGCUGCUUUUCCGACCUUUUCUUCGCUGGCUUGAUCGUAGUUUGGAGAGACUCUUCACUGAGGGGGCCAGGCAGCUGAAAAAAGACAUUGAUGCUGAAAAAGCUGGAUUGCAGUUUAUAUCAUACCAGGAGCUGCAGGCAGCAGUGUGUGAAAAAACAGAAAGCAACCAGUCAUCAGAUGCUGCAGAUCAUGAGACCAGCAAUGAAGUGAUAAGGGAAAAAGAGGAAAGUCUGAGAACAGUUGAGGAAAAAAAGCCUCAGCAACUGCCAGCUCUAAGUAAUGAUGAAUGUCAGGAGCAGCAGGAGGAGAAACAAGAGGAGGUUGCAAGUCAUCUCGUGGAGAACAUUAAGAUUAGUGAUCCUCGAAGAGGCACAGAGGUAAAGCUUUUGGGUCUGAGGCUUGGGGAGAAUGUAGCCACUGUGGCGGCCCAUCAGAUUACUGUUUGCCUUCAGUGUAACAGAUGUAAAGUCACAGCAGAUCUGACGCUAACUGGAAAGAUGCCAUGCACGGCUCAGUGUGAAAAGUGCAGCGCUAGCAUCAAUGCUGCAUUCAGGCCAUGCAUGCUGCACCAUUAUAGUGACGUUCUCGGGUACCUAGACCUUCAGAAUACCACACCCGCUGACCUCGUGCUCCAGGACUGUCAACUGAUAGUGGGCUGCCUCAACUGCUCCCAGGAUGGCCCUGUCCAGAAUCUUUCCUAUGGACAAACAAAGGAAUUUAAUUGUGAUCAUUGCCACAGCAAACUCAGUAUCCUGGUUGACAGCACAAGAUUCCAGUAUAUUCAGCCACGCACUGUCAAAACAGGUCCCAGUGCUUUUAGUCUUAAUUAUAAGACUAUUAGAGAUCUUGGUGUGCAAAAAGGCAAACCCCUACCAGAAAAAGGAACAUGCAAACAUUAUAAACAGAGUCAUCGCUGGCUGAGGUUUCCCUGCUGCGGCCGGGCUUACCCCUGUGAUAUGUGCCAUGAUGAGGACCAGGACCAUCCCAUGGAACUCGCCACCAGGAUGAUCUGUGGUUACUGUGCAAAAGAACAGCCAUACGGUAACGGGAAACCUUGUGUGAGCUGUGGAAGUAUGAUGACAAGAGGCACUCACACCAGCCACUGGGAGGGAGGACUCGGCUGCAGAAACAAAGUCAAAAUGAACAGAAAUGAUCGACAAAAAUAUAAGAACUCCAACAAGACUGUUUCACGGAAGGCCACCAGUGAAAAGAAGUAGUUGCUGUCAAGUGCUACUGGGGAAAAAAUUAUGAUACAUAUGGUAAUCUAUCAGUGUAUUUCAAUGAUGUGAUUUCAGUUUUCCUCAUAAAUCAUGUUAUGAUUGUUUAGCUUUGUGUGCAGUGCGAACAUUCUGAUCUUUGAGGGAUAUUAUGAACAAUAUUCUGGGUACUGAGGGACAGUAUGAGUCUGUGUACUCGGCUACUGUCUUCUUAUCGGGUCAUUUUGGAAAAGUCUCCUUAUUGCAUAUUAUUUACAGUGGAAAA
This is a messenger RNA of Thalassophryne amazonica, 2260 nucleotides long. RefSeq lists its product as uncharacterized. Gene Ontology annotation, cellular component: nuclear envelope. The transcript has 11 exons. Bases 34 to 1995 code for a protein of 653 amino acids. The record is from RefSeq and is a predicted model, not a curated record. Gene Ontology annotation, molecular function: nuclear export signal receptor activity; zinc ion binding. NCBI's taxonomy places the organism in Eukaryota, Metazoa, Chordata, Actinopteri, Batrachoidiformes, Batrachoididae.